Messenger RNA from Torulaspora globosa, 2448 nucleotides. It is a transcript of the gene KCS1, whose product is annotated as inositol polyphosphate kinase KCS1. The transcript has a single exon. Bases 1 to 2448 code for a protein of 815 amino acids. Gene Ontology annotation, biological process: inositol phosphate biosynthetic process; phosphatidylinositol phosphate biosynthetic process. Gene Ontology annotation, cellular component: cytoplasm; nucleus. Lineage: Eukaryota; Fungi; Ascomycota; Saccharomycetes; Saccharomycetales; Saccharomycetaceae. The record is from RefSeq and is a predicted model, not a curated record. Gene Ontology annotation, molecular function: inositol hexakisphosphate kinase activity.
AUGAUGAGUCAUGAGGGUGGGGAACGAUCGGAAGAGGCAGUCGGUUCGCUGAAGGAUACGAACGGUUCUGAUAAGAAGAGGGUGUCGAAUGUGAUCCAUGGGAGGAAGGCGAGCACGUAUUUGAGGAUCUUUAGAGAUGACGAAGGGAUCACCGAUGGUGAGGUUGUGGAACGGGAUGUGGAACCCAGGAGACGCAAGUCUGUGUCGCUGUAUGACACGCAUUACAAGAGUUCGACGGUUCCGCGGCGCAAGUUCUCGCGAACGAAGGAGGACGGGACGGCGGGGAACCGGGCAAAGAGGCCGGAGGAGGAGUGCAACGGGUUGAAAGCUGUCUCUUCGGCCACGUACUACCCACACAAGGCCAAGGAGCUGGCGGAGAGCGCGAAGCUGGAGCAAGGGUCCGUGGAGGAAGCGGUGCCGAAGCUUUCGGCGGGCGAGGUGCCGCGGGAGUCGACCGGGGAGGACCUUUCGGAGGCGCUGGAGUCGGACGAGGACGAGGACGAGGAGCAGGGAGCGGAGUAUCCUCUGGCGGUGGAGCUGCAGCCUUUCACCAACAACGUCGGCGGGCAUACGGCUAUCUUCCGGUUCUCGAAGAGAGCGGUGUGCAAGGCGCUGGUCAAUCGGGAAAACGAGUGGUACGAAAACAUAGAGAUAAAGCACAAGGAGCUGCUGCAGUUCAUGCCGCGGUACAUAGGGGUGCUGAACGUGAGACAGCAUUUCCACAGCAGAGAGGAGUAUCUGAAGCAUCUGGCUAACUCAAAGGGUGUCAAGAGGAAGAAGGGGUGCGAUGCGCGAGAGAAAAGCGAGUGCGUCGACGUUGACGGGAAUUUCGGCUGCCGGUUGAAGCAGGUUCACACGUGUCCCUGCGACUCGGAGUACUUGGAGGCGAGCCACCAGAGACCGGCACUGUCAGAAGUGGUGCUGGACGAUAAUAGACACAUGAUCCCCGGGUUCAUGCAAAAUUGGUACCCGCAAUCGCCAAGUUCAGCGCCGAGCGAUUCUUUCUUGUAUUCGCAUCAGGGCAGCCGUCGGUCGCUGCCCUGUGACAGCAACGACAACCGUGUAAACUUGUCGGGCUCCACGACUGUUAACACGAAACUGAAAGAACUGGUGUUGCAGGAAGUGUUUGCGCCGACGUAUUCUUCGUGUUCGAGGCCAAGGCGGCUGAGCAAGAAGGAUCGUGCAUCGUCGCAUGGGAGCUCACGACGCAACUCAAACCAGUCGCUAAGAAAUUUGCCCACGCAUGCUUCGAACUCGCCGUUGCUUAAGAAGACCGCUAAGGAGAGCAUCUCGAACGCUAUUAGCAGCCCGAACUCCGUGAUGGAUUUGAAACAGCUGGAACGGAAGGAAAUUGCUAGGGAAAAUGCCAGGAGCUCAGCUCAUGAAUCUCCACGGUGCAGCACUAAGAGUUCCCCUCUGUUGCAACCGAAUGAAGCGAUUUCGCCACUCUUCUUACCAGUCGACCGGAUGACUAACGAAGGAGGUGUUUUUGAGAUGGAUGACGAUAUCGAGGACCCGGAGUUGAAAAGAAAUCGGCUGCCUGAAGCGGACAUUUCAAGCGCGCAGGACAAGAAAAAUGAAGAUUCUGUCACUUUCGAAGAUCAGUCGAUUGUCUCCAAGUUCAUUCUUCUCGAAGAUCUGACGAGGAAACUGAACAAGCCUUGUGCGCUGGACUUGAAGAUGGGAACAAGGCAAUACGGCGUAGAUGCCACACGCAGCAAGCAGCUCUCUCAGCGGGAGAAAUGUCGAAAGACUACUUCAAGAAAGCUCGGGGUACGCGUUUGUGGCUUGAAGAUCUGGAAUCAAACUUACUAUAUCACGAGGGAUAAGUAUUUCGGAAGACGAGUCAAAAUAGGUUGGCAGUUCACCAGAGUUCUCGCCCGAUUUAUCUACGAUGGGCGGCGGAUAGCCAGCAUUAUCAUGCAAAUCCCGAGACUGAUAAGGCAACUGGAUACUUUGGCGGUCGAAAUUAGCGCCUUGAAGGGUUAUCGACUUUAUGGAUCCUCGCUAUUGUUAAUGUAUGAUGGUCAGAACCCAGGAAAUAAGCGGUGUAGGGUCAAAGUAAAUUUAAUCGAUUUUGCCCGCUGUGUCACAAAGGAUAGUCUGACACAAGGUUAUGAAUCCUUUCGCAUACCUCCAAAAAAUCCUGAGAUCGAGGACCGCGGGUUUCUACGGGGAGUACGCAGUCUCAGGUUUUAUCUCAUGUCGAUUUGGAACUACUUGACAGGUGACGUUCCACUCUCUAACAACGACGAUGAAUUAACUCGCUUCCUCGAAGAGCAUAAGGAGAAAUUCGAUGCUAACUGGGAGUGGUUGGACCAGCUUGAUAAGGAGAACGAAGAGGACUUUAACAAUCCAAAUAGCGAGCUAAGAACUAAAUGGAGGAAGUACGAGCUAAUAUUCGAUUUAGAGCCCCGAUACAGUGAUGAAGCCGACGUCAGCGAUUGA